CACUGGCAUACCGUGAUUCGUUACGAUCUUCAUCGUCCUCUGAUUCGUACCGGACCUCAGUCAUCAGCGAAGUCACGAUACGACAAGUGCUAGUGCAGUGCGGACUAGCAGAGUCAUUUUUGAUUCUGUAACAGAUCGACUGGCUCUUCAAGAGGCCUCGACCUGAUCAAUCGCGAUUUUUAAUUUAUUUCAAAAAGAGGAAGAAAGAGAGAACCACCCGCGAGGGUGGUCGCGUGCCGGCUGACCAAACCGUCGUCGGACGAGCACGCGUGCCGGUGUUUUAGUGAAAGUGAUCCAAAAUACCCGGGAUAAUGAACUCGUACUUUGAGCAGACCGCGGGUGGCUUCUAUGGAAGCCACCAUCAUCAAACAGGAGCGGCAAGUCAGCAUCAUGAUCCAGCCACCGCAGCAGCGUAUCGAAGCUUUCCACUCGGAUUAGGUAUGUCGCCUUACGCUUCGGCGCAGCAUCAUCAUCACACAUCAUCCUCGUUAGGAAUACACCCAGGUGGUGGAAGCAAUACAAGACCACCUCAAGACUCGCCAUAUGACGCGAGCGUUGCGACGGCUUGCAAGCUUUAUUCGACGACACCUGAAGCAACUGGUCAUACUACAUCUUCAUAUUCAACAACAGCAACGAAAGACUGUAAGCAACAAGAUCAAACGUCGACCCAUCAAAAUGGUUAUGCUGCGGUGAUGGCAGCGGCAGCGGUCAAGGACGUUUGGCAGUCAGCGACCUCGGGAGCGAACAGCCAGAGUAAUUCGGUCGUACGUCCCUCUGCGUGUACUCCAGAGAGUACAAGGGUUAGUAGCUACGGUGGUCUCGUAGGCGGUGAUCCAGCAUCGAGUCCUGGUAACAACAGUUCGUCAAGAUCCCUCACGUCGUCUUGGAACACCUGCAGUUUAAACUCGUCCGCGAGUCAACCGGUCGCCACGCAACUACAUCAGCAACCUACCAGCAACCAUACCUUCUACCCCUGGAUGGCUAUAGCAGGGGCGAACGGAAUGCGCAGACGUGGCCGACAGACCUACACGCGCUACCAAACUCUGGAGCUGGAGAAGGAAUUCCACACGAACCAUUAUCUUACCAGGCGGAGGCGAAUCGAGAUGGCACACGCGCUCUGCCUGACAGAACGGCAAAUCAAGAUUUGGUUCCAGAAUCGGCGAAUGAAGUUGAAGAAGGAGAUUCAGGCGAUCAAGGAGCUAAACGAGCAGGAGAAGCAAGCGCAGGCGCAAAAGGCGGCAGCGGCAGCGGCGGCGGUUGCGCAUCAGCAGCAAGGAGGGGGUGGGGGACCAGAGGGGGGCAACUAG
Molecule: messenger RNA, 1307 nt
Organism: Atta colombica
Lineage: Eukaryota; Metazoa; Arthropoda; Insecta; Hymenoptera; Formicidae
Gene: Ubx
Product: homeotic protein ultrabithorax
Exons: 3
Coding region: 312-1307 (331 amino acids)
Biological process (GO): anterior/posterior pattern specification; negative regulation of transcription by RNA polymerase II
Cellular component (GO): nucleus
Molecular function (GO): RNA polymerase II cis-regulatory region sequence-specific DNA binding; DNA-binding transcription factor activity, RNA polymerase II-specific
Source: RefSeq, a predicted model, not a curated record